UGUCAAAAAAUAGCAAACAUCACUGUCAAUUACCAGGCCUAGAACUUGUCAUUCCGCUGUUUGUUGUGACAGGAAAAAAGGAGCGAGAUUUUAGUUUGUUUUAUGGAAAUAAACGGAUAUAUAAAAUACAGUAAAAGUGAAAAUGAGUGGAAAUAAGGGAAACUUGAAUGAAAGAGAUAUUGAAGAUUAUCUUAGUAAGUUACAAGGCGGUUGGCUCUCAGAAGAUGACCUCGAUGACCAAGAUUCCGAUGAUGAAAACCGCGAUUCUGUUGAAGUUAUAAGAGUGUUGCAGGAGGAGAACGACGAUGAUGAUGAUGGGGAUGAUGUGGAUGAAACUGCUGACAUUGAUCCUCCUCUUGUAGAAGCAGAAGAUCAAGAACCCUCUCACCCAUCAACUUUAUCUAAUUUGCAGUCUUCAUCCAGUUUUUCAUUUGACAAAAGAAGCUUGAUUUGGAAAAAAAGGAAUCUGGUGUAUGACACAGAUAAAAUUACUUUCUUGGGGAGUUCUACUGCUUCAGGUGGUCUAUCACACCUAGCUUUUUGGGCAGAAAUCAUAUAACAAUAAGGUUUAAAAAGUGGUACUUGCGUAUAUUUUAUCAUUUAUUUGAUCUAGCUAUUAUAAACUCUUGGAUUGCUGAUGAUUAAAAAAAAUGCUCAAGAAAGAGGUGAACCCAAAAAGAGUCUACUUACAAUGGGCCAAUUCAGAAAUGAAUUGGCCUUUGUGCUAUGCAACAGAGGACCCACCAAAGACGCUAAAAGAGGUCGUCCUAGUACCAGUUCACUAGAAGAGGAAUUACUAUCAAAAAAAAGAAAAGGUUCUCCAGCACCACCACCUCCAAAAGACAUAAGAAAAGAUGGUGCUGAACAUUGGCCAACAGUAGGUGGGUCACUCCGGUGCAAAUUUCCCAAAUGUAAAGGCUAUUCCACAAUUUCAUGUAGUAAAUGUGGCGUCAA
Messenger RNA from Pieris brassicae (large cabbage white), 954 nucleotides. Its product is annotated as probable DNA-directed RNA polymerase subunit delta. NCBI's taxonomy places the organism in Eukaryota, Metazoa, Arthropoda, Insecta, Lepidoptera, Pieridae. The record is from RefSeq and is a predicted model, not a curated record. The transcript has 2 exons. The coding region runs from base 143 to 559 and encodes 138 amino acids.